Suillus subalutaceus is the source of this 1715-nucleotide messenger RNA. RefSeq lists its product as uncharacterized. Lineage: Eukaryota; Fungi; Basidiomycota; Agaricomycetes; Boletales; Suillaceae. The transcript has 2 exons. The coding region runs from base 188 to 1627 and encodes 479 amino acids. The record is from RefSeq and is a predicted model, not a curated record.
CGAUCCCUCGGAACACUUCGGUAACCUCUAGAAUGCGUAUGUAGCUUGCAAGAGACUCACCACGCACCUACAGUCGACAAUAGAGGAUACUUUGGAACUAUACCCAGACGAGCAGGGUGUGCCACCAUUUGAUCCUACAAACGAAAAGAAAGUCUCGCAAUUGUUUGAUUAUUAUGUCACCAACCAUAUGCCGACUCAUCUAUUAUAUAUUGGCGACUCGGAGAUCAGGAUAGUGGAGCGCGGAGAGCUGAGCAAACUCUUCAAGCCAAGAAAGCUCAACGAUGACGAGCUAAACAAGAUACAGUCCACUAAAGAUGCCAUACGUGAGCUUAUCAAACCCGCCCUCAAGUAUGCCAUCUUUUCGCACCGAUGGUUGCGCGAGGGAGAACCCACUUUUCAGGAUAUCCCUCACGGAUGGGAAUGCGACAAAGAUUGGUUUCAGAAGUUGUCAAAGUUCUGUAACAAGGCGAGGGAACUUGGAUGGCGGUUGGCAUGGUCGAAUACACCCUGCAUCGACAAAGAAUGCGGCAAAGAUGGGUUUCAGAAGCUGUCAAAGUUCUGUGAGAAGGCGAGGGAACUUGGAUACCAGUUGGCAUGGUCGGAUACAUGUUGCAUCGACAAAACGAACAGCACGGAGCUCGAUGAGGCUAUACGAUCCAUGUUCAAUUGGUAUCGUAAUGCAGAUAUCUGCAUUGUGCACCUCGCGGACUCCUCGAAUUCACAGCAGAUGAUGGACGACGCUUGGUUUACGAGAGGGUGGACUUUACAGGAACUCCUCGCAGCCCUUUCGAUUAAAUUCUUCGGAAAGAAUUGGGAACCUCUGUCCCACACGAGCCUCCCAAACGACAAACACGACGUUCAACUCAUGAACGAUAUAUCGACAAUCACUGGGAUUUCAGUCGAAGACCUCCAACACUUCUCCCCCGGACUGACUCAAAUUCGUAAAAAGAUGAAAUGGGCGUCCAAACGUACGACAACCAGGGUUGAAGAUGUGGCAUACUCCCUUAUUGGUAUCUUCAAUGUUAGCAUGACGACUGCGUACGGGGAAGGAGAAUGGGCCUUCCAUCGUUUGAUGGAGAUCAUCAUCCAGAGAUGCGAUGAAUGGGAUAUGUUUGCGUGGGCAGGGCCGUCUUCAAGCCAUAGCGCUGCCAUUCCCAGAUCGCCACGUUGCUACUGUCCAUUCGAUGCAUCUAAUUUUCCAGAGGAGCGGAAAGAUGGACAGAAUCGGGAGGUACACGGCGAUAACGAGUUUAUGUUGACGCGCCAGGGCUUGCAGAUCAAGCUCGUGGUUACCAAGGGCGAGUUACAGCCACAACGUGAUGGGACCUUCUGGUUCAUCGCACGUCCUAAAUUCACAACUGCCCCAUUUGCUCCAGUGGUUGUACAGACCUCUCGUUCGAUCGACAAUCGCGAGUUCAUGCUGGGAAUAGUUAACUAUGAACGAGAUCGGCACAAGGACAAGGAAGUCGGGGUGCUUUAUCCUAAGAAAGACUACCUCUGUUUCCUACUGGAUCGUGCUGGAGAGGGAAAAAAAUUGCACAAGGUGGAUACGAGCAAUGUGCUUACUGUACGUACGAUAUUCCCUGCGCAGCGCAGCCAAGAACCGCUUGUUGUAGUAUUGUUGUAAUGAAUGUCCACAUAUAUUGUGACCUGCCGCAAUCAAAGCUUUGAGCAGCACAUUCUGAAAACUUGAAUGGAUCAUAUUAUCUGUUAAG